UGCUUUUAUUAGGUGGGCGAAUAAGUCAAUACGUUUAUUUCGCCGACGUAAACUCGUUGUUGAUCUCGUUGGAAAAAAGGAAGAAUUUACCACAACAUCUUCCGGAUUGCAUCAAAUGAGGUUAAAAGCAAGCGAUUGCAUACAGCAACAAGAAUUAGCAGAAGACCAAGGAAGGUGUAAAACAGAAAAACAACUGCUACAACGAAAGAAACUCCAAGUACGAUAAACAAGCUUGCGGCGGCCAUAACAUCAUGGGAAAUGACAUUUCAAAUUUACGUGUCCCUAUCACGGUUAAAAACAAAACAACAAAGGCGAUUCCUGCGAAAGGUCCAUGUGAGUUUGAAAUUCCCAAGCGCUACGACCCAAAUGAAAGGCGAGACUCCAACAUUUCCAACAACAAAAUCACCGUUCAGGAGAUCGAUAUGGCUAUUUAUUCUAACCCUGAAAUAAAUGAACACAUGGCAGCACCAGCUCCCGCCCCUCCCCCGCUUGGGACGUUACUGUUCGAGAUUCGCCACGACACCUACGAGGAACAACUGAAUAUUCAUUUGAUUGGCGCCCGAAGGCUCCCGGUCAGGCACUUAGUAACCGAGCCAGGCGUAGCCUCGCAUGGCGGCGUCAUUAAAAGUGACCCAAUGGUGGAAAUUUGUCUACUUCCUGAAGAGAAACCUGUCAUUGAAAGUUAUACUCACUUCGGUAUUCAGGAUCCACAGUUCAAUGAACAUGUUUCCUUUAAGCUCACCUCCGCCGAACUGAACGAGAAAACUUUGCGCUUCACUGUAUUUGACAACAAACGGCGACACAGACUUACGCCAAUAGGUCACACGCUGUACUCUCUGAAGGGACAGGAGUUGGAUGGAGCUAUGAUAAUCGAGAGAAAUCUUAAACUUAACUCACAGCCCUAUGGCCACACUCGAGGCGAAAUUUUAUUGUCACUAAACUAUAACCCGGGAAUGAACACAAUCACGGUGGGAAUCACAAAAGCUCGAAACCUGAUACACUUUGAUGCACAUUCAAACAGAGAAUAUCUGGUUAAAAUCACAGAAGUCUUCUCAGGACAUAAAGUAAAAACGAAACGUACUCCCGCCGCAGACGGAGAGAAACACCCAAUUUUCCAUAGCACCCUCUCGUUCCAGGUCCCUAUCCAGCGUCUCAGCCACACAAGCCUGGUGCUGACUCUCGUGGGACGUGGAAAAAUGAGAAGCAACAAGACAGUUGGCCGCGCUAUCUUAGGACCUGGUAUAUAUGAGUGCGAUAGCGAAAGAAGUCACUGGGGGCGAAUGAUCAUAUCACCGCUGAAAAAGGUCGAACAAUGGCAUGCUUUGUAUCUAUAACAUUAGAAAGUGUACGAUGCGUUAUUGUAUAUAAUUACUUUUUACAUAUAAAUCAGGUACUUAUCCAACCAAGGGAUGUUA
Messenger RNA from Pocillopora damicornis (cauliflower coral), 1415 nucleotides. Its product is annotated as synaptotagmin-15. Gene Ontology annotation, cellular component: plasma membrane; exocytic vesicle. Gene Ontology annotation, biological process: synaptic vesicle endocytosis; calcium ion-regulated exocytosis of neurotransmitter. The record is from RefSeq and is a predicted model, not a curated record. NCBI's taxonomy places the organism in Eukaryota, Metazoa, Cnidaria, Anthozoa, Scleractinia, Pocilloporidae. Gene Ontology annotation, molecular function: SNARE binding; calcium-dependent phospholipid binding; clathrin binding.